Molecule: messenger RNA, 999 nt
Organism: Perca fluviatilis (European perch)
Lineage: Eukaryota; Metazoa; Chordata; Actinopteri; Perciformes; Percidae
Gene: myl2a
Product: myosin, light chain 2a, regulatory, cardiac, slow
Exons: 7
Coding region: 91-600 (169 amino acids)
Biological process (GO): heart development; muscle cell fate specification; cardiac muscle contraction
Cellular component (GO): myofibril; cytoplasm
Molecular function (GO): calcium ion binding
Source: RefSeq, a predicted model, not a curated record
AGCUGAGGGUUGGGGGCUACAAAAGGACACCUACAAUCUCCCCAUUGUUCACUGGCAUCAUUGUUGGUCUGACCUCCCAGCUGCUCAGCCAUGGCCCCGAAGAAAGCCAAGAAGAGGACAGCAGAGGGAGCCAACUCGAAUGUGUUCUCCAUGUUUGAGCAGGCUCAGAUCCAGGAAUUUAAAGAGGCCUUCACCAUCAUGGACCAGAACAGAGACGGAUUCAUCGACAAGAACGAUCUGAGGGACACUUUUGCUGCUCUAGGGCGUCUCAAUGUGAAACAGGAAGAGAUUGACGAGAUGCUCAAAGAGGCUCCUGGCCCAAUCAACUUCACCGUCUUCCUCACCAUGUUCGGUGAGAAGCUGAAAGGUGCUGAUCCAGAGGAGACCAUCCUCAACGCGUUUAAAGUCUUUGACCCUGAGGGGAAAGGUGUGCUGAGGAAGGACUAUGUGACACAGAUGCUGACAACACAAGCAGACCGAUUCUCCCCUGAAGAGAUGGAGCAGAUGUUCGCUGCGUUCCCCCCAGAUGUGACAGGGAACCUGGACUACAAUAAUCUGGUUCACAUCAUUACCCACGGAGAGGAAAAGGACCAGGAGUAAACCUUUUUUGUCAACGUGUUCAUCAAAUAGAAAGUCCGUCUUUUGCCAGUACAUGACUUGAAUCUGGCCCACUGCCUUGAAGGAGAUAUGGACUGUGGUUUAUUUAUCCAUCUUUAUGUUGGCUGCAUUGUCUAUGCACAAUACUCACCCAAGAGCGCAAGAGGAUCAAGACAAAAUGUUCUCUUCCAGGCCCCCAAAAAACGGACACAUGACAGCAUCAACAUAGUGAGCUCCAUUUCUGCUUCAUCCAUACGAUGUUUCCACGUUCACCUGAGACUAAUUAGAUUAUUUUCCGUUGUCAUUUCGUACACUCAAAACCACCUGCCUUUAUUUUUCAUAGAAAGUAUCCAUUUGGAAGGUCUGUGCAUGUUCGUCUAAUAAAAGUGUUCAAAGACAGAA